This is a messenger RNA of Bipolaris maydis ATCC 48331, 168 nucleotides long. The record is from RefSeq and is a predicted model, not a curated record. NCBI's taxonomy places the organism in Eukaryota, Fungi, Ascomycota, Dothideomycetes, Pleosporales, Pleosporaceae.
AUGGGUGCGACCACUCUCAAAGCCCCAGAUGGACCUCCAUUGCCGUUCGGUGUUUACAGGAUUCAACUUUCCAAAUCAACGGAGUUAUUUCUCGACUUGCAAAAGCUCGGAAAUGAAGAUGCUCGUAUUUUGGAACUGAGCGAGGAAAAGAAUGAGAAUGGAAUCUGA